Heterocephalus glaber (naked mole-rat) is the source of this 2489-nucleotide messenger RNA. RefSeq names its product Zic family zinc finger 2 (gene Zic2). NCBI's taxonomy places the organism in Eukaryota, Metazoa, Chordata, Mammalia, Rodentia, Bathyergidae. Gene Ontology annotation, biological process: regulation of transcription by RNA polymerase II. The record is from RefSeq and is a predicted model, not a curated record. Gene Ontology annotation, cellular component: nucleus. Gene Ontology annotation, molecular function: DNA-binding transcription factor activity, RNA polymerase II-specific; RNA polymerase II cis-regulatory region sequence-specific DNA binding.
GGGCUCGCCGGGGCCGGCGGGGCGGGCGGGCGCGCUGGCCAUGCUUCUGGACGCCGGGCCGCAGUUCCCGGCCAUCGGGGUGGGCAGCUUCGCGCGCCACCAUCACCAUUCGGCCGCCGCGGCAGCAGCGGCGGCCGCGGAGAUGCAAGACCGCGAACUGAGCCUGGCAGCGGCGCAGAACAGCUUCGUAGACUCGGCCGCGGCGCACAUGGGAGCCUUCAAACUCAACCCCGGCGCGCACGAAUUGUCCCCCGGCCAGAGCUCAGCAUUCACGUCGCAGGGUCCCGGCGCCUACCCGGGCUCCGCUGCGGCUGCCGCUGCAGCCGCGGCACUCGGGCCUCACGCGGCGCACGUUGGCUCCUACUCCGGGCCGCCCUUUAACUCCACCCGAGACUUCCUGUUCCGCAGUCGCGGCUUCGGGGACUCCGCGCCGGGCGGCGGGCAACAUGGGCUCUUCGGACCCGGCGCGGGCAGCCUCCACCACGCUCACUCGGACGCGCAGGGCCAUCUCCUUUUCCCUGGCCUCCCGGAGCAGCACGGGCCUCACGGCUCGCAGAACGUGCUCAACGGGCAGAUGCGCCUCGGGCUGCCGGGUGAGGUGUUCGGGCGCUCAGAGCAGUACCGCCAGGUGGCCAGCCCGCGGACCGACCCCUACUCGGCGGCUCAGCUCCAUAACCAGUACGGCCCCAUGAAUAUGAACAUGGGUAUGAACAUGGCAGCUGCCGCGGCCCACCACCACCACCACCACCACCACCCGGGUGCCUUUUUCCGCUACAUGCGGCAGCAGUGCAUCAAGCAGGAGCUCAUCUGCAAGUGGAUCGACCCCGAGCAGCUGAGCAACCCUAAGAAGAGCUGCAACAAAACUUUCAGCACCAUGCACGAGCUGGUGACCCACGUCUCCGUGGAGCACGUUGGCGGCCCAGAACAGAGCAACCACGUCUGCUUCUGGGAGGAAUGUCCGCGCGAAGGCAAGCCCUUCAAGGCCAAAUACAAACUGGUCAACCACAUCCGUGUACACACGGGCGAGAAGCCCUUCCCCUGCCCCUUCCCGGGCUGCGGCAAGGUCUUCGCGCGCUCCGAGAACCUCAAAAUCCACAAAAGGACCCACACAGGAGAGAAGCCUUUCCAGUGUGAGUUCGAGGGCUGCGACCGGCGCUUCGCCAACAGCAGCGACCGGAAGAAGCACAUGCACGUGCACACCUCCGAUAAGCCCUAUCUCUGCAAGAUGUGUGACAAGUCCUACACGCACCCGAGCUCCCUGCGCAAGCACAUGAAGUCCCCUCUGGUCCCCCCUCCCGGCUUUUGUCUUGCAGGUCCAGGCGGCGGCGGCGGGGGCUCUGGCGCGGGCGGCGGGACAGCCGGGGCCCACAGCGGCCUCUCCUCCAACUUCAAUGAAUGGUACGUGUGAGCGGCCGGGGGCCCUCUCCCUGUCCCCGGCCCUAUCCCGGGCGCUGUGCCCAGGGUACCUUGUGAUCGUGUUGUUAAAAUCUGAUUUUUAUGAUGAAGAAAAAGAUUUUACCAGCAGAAGGAUUUUUAAAAAGUUUCUCUUUUUUAAAGAAACAAAAUCCAGGCAUGAAAAGAAAAAAAAAAAUCUUACGGAGUCUUUGAAGCUGAACAUAUAAAAAUAUGGAAUAAAAAUGAAAGAAUAAAAACCCACAAAAAUAUUCACCCAAACCCUCCUGCCUAACCCCAUGCUCAUGUUCCUUCCCACUCGCGUUCCCAAGUCUCCUGACAAACUGUACAUAGCGGGCCUCCGUCCUUCUCCGAGGUGAUUUUAAUGGCUUCUUGGUGUAUAGAAGUUUGUCCAUUGUAAACUCUGGAUUGCGUUCCUUCCUGCCUUCUCCUCUUCCCUUGCUUUCCCUUCCCUAAGUGAUGGGCUUUUUCUUUUCUCUUUUUGGUUUACCCGGUUUCUUUUUUAAGUAAUGUGGAAGAAAAUGGUUUAUUUUGUACUGUGGUAUUGAAUAUUGUGUUCCUUUUUAUAAGGCAACUUGAUUGUAAACUUCAUACAACUAUCGACUGGGGGAAAAAAAAAACGAGCUGUGCCAAAGUCUCCCUUCCGUUUCUUCAGCACACCAACCCAUAGCACACACGUACACACCACCAACAACGCUUGUGAAUGUAUUUUUCUGUUAGCUGGGUUUACAUGUGAUGUUUUAGUGCUUUUGCAAGUUCAAUUUGUUAGUUCCUGUAUGAAAGAUUGUGGGGGAAAAAUAAACGUUGUGCCGUUAGCUUUUUCCGUAAUAACACCCUCCCUUCUGUAAAUACCCGUUACCAUAUUUAUCCAUUUGUAAUUAAAUUAUGGUAUUAACUUGCUACAGAGGAAACAAUAUUUAUAAAGAAUGUUUCUUAACUAUAAAUAUGUACAAUUGUGGGCAUAAACUGUUGCAGAUUUUUUAUUUGAAGGUUUUAAGUGGUUUGAUCAUUUCUUGUGAUAUGUUUUGAGAGUAAUGCAUACAGAAAUAUAAUAAAAUGUGUUGAAACUGCAUGAA